AUGGUGAGCCUGAAGUUUCAGAAGAGGCUCGCAGCCUCCGUGCUAAAGUGCGGCCGGAACAAGGUCUGGCUGGACCCCACCGAGGCCAAUGAGAUCGCCAUGGCCAACUCGAGGCAGGCGAUCAGGAAGCUGCAGAAGGACGGCUUCAUCAUCAAGAAGCCCAACGUCGUCCACUCCCGCUCGCGGGCGAGGAUGAACGCGGAGGCGAAGUCGAAGGGACGGCACAUGGGCUACGGUAAGCGUCACGGUACGCGGGAGGCGCGUCUGCCGACCAAGGUUCUGUGGAUUCGCCGUAUGCGGGUGCUGCGUCGUCUCCUCAAGAAGUACCGCGAGGCCAAGAAGAUCGACAAGCACCUCUACCGCGAGCUGUACCUCAAGGUCAAGGGUAACAACUUCAAGAACAAGCGUGUGCUGAUGGAGUCCAUCUUCAUGGAGAAGGCGGAGCGUGCCCGUGAGAAGGCCAUCUCCGACCAGUUCGAGGCCCGCCGCGCCAAGAACAAGGCCAUGCGCGAGCGCAAGGCCGAGCGCCGGGCCAAGCGCCUCGCCGGCGGGCCCGAGGCCGGCAAGAAGUGA
This is a messenger RNA of Pedinophyceae sp. YPF-701, 573 nucleotides long. The record is from the annotation of a GenBank genome assembly. Lineage: Eukaryota; Viridiplantae; Chlorophyta; Pedinophyceae.